GUAAACUGCCAAGUGCCCGGAUGUACCCCGGUACACAACAGAGGCAAGAUGUCGGAGCGCAGAGCGCCCAGUGGAGGUGCCUUGCACACAGGACACGGUGCCACAAAGACCCAGCAUCAGCACCGUGGUGUUUAAUGCCAGUUUUGAGGAUUUCUGCCGCGAAUGGGUGCAUAAAAAGACACUCGUACGGGACUUGAUCCGAAGAAGCCGAUUAAGGACCGUGUGGAGAGAGAGCGAGAGAGGGGGGCUGACACUCAAACGGGAGCCGGGCGGACUUCUCCUCGCCGCGGGAUGUUAUCCGUACUGUCCUACGGCAGACUGGUCGCCAGGGCCGUGCUCGGGGGACUCUCGCAGACGGACGGUCGGGACUACAGCCUGGUCACCGCCAGUUAUGGCUUCGGCAAAGACUUCCGCAAGGGGAUACUGAAGAAGGGCAUGUGCUACGGGGACGACGCCUGCUUCAUUGCCCGCAACAAGAGUGCGGAUGUCCUGGGCGUAGCAGAUGGUGUUGGGGGCUGGCGGGACUACGGCGUCGACCCGUCGCAGUUCUCCGCCACGCUGAUGAGAACGUGCGAGCGGCUGGUGAAGGAGGGCCGCUUCACUCCCAGCAAUCCUGUGGGCAUCCUCACUUCGGGCUACUACGAGCUCCUACAGAACAAAGUACCCCUUCUAGGGAGCAGCACCGCCUGCAUCGUGGUCCUGGACAGGCGUAGUCACCAGCUCCACACGUGCAACCUCGGCGACUCCGGCUUCCUGGUGGUGCGGGCCGGGGAGGUGGUGCACCGCUCGGACGAGCAGCAGCACUACUUCAACACGCCCUUCCAGCUGUCCAUCGCCCCGCCGGGGUCCGAGGGGGUGGUGCUCAGUGACAGUCCAGAAGCAGCUGACAGCUCCUCCUUUGACGUGCAGCUCGGCGACAUCAUCCUGACAGCCACCGACGGCCUCUUUGACAACAUGCCAGACUAUAUGAUCCUUCAGGAGCUCAAAAAGCUUAAGGCCACAAACUACGACAGCAUCCUGCAGACGGCGCAGAGUAUAGCAAAGCAAGCUCACAACCUGGCCUACGAUCCCAACUACAUGUCCCCCUUCGCACAGUUUGCAUGUGACAACGGCCUGAAUGUAAGAGGAGGAAAGCCAGACGAUAUCACCGUGCUGCUGUCCAUAGUGGCUGAAUAUGCUGACUAGGGUGUGUGUGUGUGUGGAGCGAACUCAUCCGUCCGUCUGUGUCCCUCCAAAAUAAGUGUCUGUCUUGACGUCCGGCCAUGUACAUUUUUUUCUUCCUCUGUUGCGUUAUGGCGGUUGCACGUCUCAAAGGGAAAGCGUUGAUGAUAGUGACGCAGGAGGAAGCUGAGCAUCCAAUCGGUUUGUCGUUCGUGGCCUGGAGCUUCAAGUCUGUGUUAGAACAACAAAGUGACCUAGCAAGAGGAGUAAGCCAUGGUAGCUGAUGUCAGGGACAUUGAGGUGUCGGGGGGGGAUGUGAGCGUCGGAAGCGCUAACUUAGCUCCGAACUGAAGAGAAACACAAAGAUGCAAAGGUUUUCUCACUUGCGCUGCUGCACGAGGGAUUCAUGUAAAUAGUUUUUGUUCUUUCUUUUGUCCUCUUUGUGUUAAAGCAAAGACUCUUGCGGGAGAUGCGUCGAAGAACGGUUCAUCUCACGUUUCUCUUGCCGAGAUCAACAUUUACCGAGAAAAAAAACUGUGUGGUAGGAAAGAGUGGCCGUGGCUCAAUUUUGCACCCUUCCACACGCACACGCCCUGGAAACGCGGAGUGUGGGAAUACGCGAAAUUGAAACGGCCAGCGUGUGUGUUUGUGUGUGAUUAGUGUUGUUUUUGAUGUUCACAAAGCUAACGCUAGCAUCUGGUCAUGCUUGCGAUUGCGCCGAUAUAUAUGGGUCAAGUGUGAAUUUAAAGAGAUGUAUAUUUUUUUACAAGUUGUCACACGGUUGUACUGGUGAAGUGUGUGCUUAGAUGAAGUGCUGUAUUUCCUCUUAUAGUGGCUCUGCAGAAAGUACCAGAACAAUGUGGCUUUUAUUUUUAUUAGGGGACUUUUUGAUGUUUCCCUUCAGGGCAAUACUGUAUUUUAGGUCGCGUUUAAUUGUGUUAGCGAGAAAAAGGUGUGGAUUUGUCCCAAAAUAGGCCAUUUUUGUUAUUUGUCUUGUCAUUGUCUUGCUGCAUAUUCUGAAAAUGUAUUUAAAUCAUUUGAGCAUGUUUCGUGUACAAAAUGUAUCAAUUGUGUACCCUCUGUGGAGAGAGUUUGGACACCCCUGUUGUAAUUUACGGCACACCCAUCAAUUAUUUAAGGUUGAGCUAUUAGAAUAGAGGCCACUCUUUGAGGAAAUACAGUAGUACCAUUAUCUCGAGCAACAAUUAUAGGUGUGUAUUUUUUAAGUUUGUGUGUCCCGCUUAGGUUCUUUUGUUGUUUUUUUUCCAUUUUUGCUGCUUCUCUUGUGUAAUGUCUGUGUCUACAUGAUGUAUUUUACACCAACCAACAUGUUCACCGUGAUUGUAAACGUGUGCCGGCAUUUAGUCCAAAAUCGGUUCUAAUGUUCCGCUCACGGGCAGGCUGCUCUUAAAAGGCACUCUUUGUGACGUUAAAAUGUCUUUUUAUAGUUUCAAAGCGGGCGCACCAAAGACUCACUUCCUCAGUACGCCUUGUUGUCGUAAAUAACACCAUGAAGCAGCAGUACUGUACAUUUUCCUGUGCUGAGGAAGGUUUUGUUAGUUUUCUUUUUCCAUCUAAAUCCUAAAGCCAAAGAAGGAAAGCCAUAUAGAAUGCAUGUUAGGGCCCCUGCUGUAAUCAUAACAUUGUGUUGGUGGAGACAAAUAUUGUCACUGUUGUAUGUUGGGAAAUAUAGAGGAAGAAGUAGUUAUUUCUAUAUUUGUUGGUGCUGUUCUUCUUGCAUUGUCUCCGUCUCAUUUCUUGAAGAUAUACGCUGAAGGUGUGUGACUGAAGGGGAGCACGGUUUUCAGCCUUAAAACACAUUGCUCGACCCGUCCUAAGAGGCCUUCACUGUCAUUGCAAGCCUGUCUUUGUCCUUCGUCUUGUCCAGUUAUUAAUUAAUGAAGACCCCCGC
This is a messenger RNA of Entelurus aequoreus (snake pipefish), 3073 nucleotides long. RefSeq names its product protein phosphatase PTC7 homolog. The transcript has 6 exons. The record is from RefSeq and is a predicted model, not a curated record. The coding region runs from base 292 to 1185 and encodes 297 amino acids. NCBI's taxonomy places the organism in Eukaryota, Metazoa, Chordata, Actinopteri, Syngnathiformes, Syngnathidae.